This is a messenger RNA of Nerophis lumbriciformis (worm pipefish), 12150 nucleotides long. The record is from RefSeq and is a predicted model, not a curated record. Lineage: Eukaryota; Metazoa; Chordata; Actinopteri; Syngnathiformes; Syngnathidae.
GCAAACACAAGCUCAAGCUAACAGUAACAACGAGUGCUAACCGAUUGUGUGCUACUUGACACAAGGUGAAAAGUGACACACAAGCCCGGCUUCACUCGGUUAACGUUACCGCUGCAAGCGGGCCAUGCAGCGCUCCAAAAGGUAAUGAGCCGGAAAGCCUCGCGUUCUCGGCUCGGCGGUGCCCACAAACUGCAGCCACACCGGAAUGACUGGCAGCCCAGAGUUGAUAGUGUAUCAUCCUUCGAGGACGGUGUGAGGUCCGGAGAGCUCGGCUCUGCAACAUUUUCGGACACUUUGCCUUCCAGCUUGGCAGAACAGCCAGUGGUGACCAGCCAUGCCUUCGUUGUUGCAAAUGAACUUCAGGAAGAGGGUGGACAUGAAGCUGGUCAAGGUGUCAGUGAUACUACUUUUGGUUGGAAGUCGCUGGGGCAAGAGUUGAGGCCAAAUGACGUGACAACGGAUUUAAACCCUUUUCAGCAUGGAAACCGUGCUUUAGCUUCAAAGGACAUGAGGAAAUCGCAGGACAGAGGGAUGGCUCACUCAGAUGAGUCUCGGUUGGCCAACCUCCUGCGCCGAGUCUCUAGGGAGGAUGACCGUGACCGCAGGCUGACUACCCUCAAGCAGUUGAAGGAAUUUAUCAGCCACAGCGAAAACAAAGUGACAUUGGUCAAACAAUUGGACACCAUCCUCAGCACCUUGAAUGAUAUUUUGAAUGAGAGCAGUAAGCUGCUGUGGGAGCUGCGUCAGGAUGCAGCAGCCUGCCUCGGUCUGCUCUGCACUGUGCUCAGCUAUGAGGCAGAGCGCAUCUUCAAGUGGCUCUUCCUCAAGUUUACCUCAAGCAGUCGUGAUGAGGUGAAGUUGUUGUACCUGGUGGCGACACAGCACGCUUUGGAGGCCGCCGGGGAGAGAAAGACCUUCUCUCAAGUCAUGCAGCUGGUAAUGAGCAACCUCCAGUCCAUCUUGGAGAGCGUGGACACACCAGAGCUGCUUUGUCAAAGUGUCAAAUGUAUUCUUCAAGUGGCUCGCAGCUUCCCGCAUAUCUUCAGCACCAAUUUUAGGGACACAGUGGAUAUCUUGGUGGGCUGGCACAUUGACCACACUCAGAAGCAAGCACUCACUCAGCAGGUGUCAGGCUGGUUACAGAGUCUGGAGCAAUUCUGGGUGGCAGACUUGUCUUUUUCAACCACUCUGCUAGGACAGUUCUUGGAGGACAUGGAAGCAUACGCAGAGGAUCUGAACCAUGUCAUGUCAGGCGAGGCACCAGAUGAAGACAUCCCGCCUCCUGCGGUGUCUCUGCCAAAGCUGGCAGCUCUGUUGAGAGUGUUUAGUACAGUGGUUCGCAGUAUCGGAGAGCUAUUCAACCCCAUCAGAGGACCACCUAUCACUGAAGUCUAUGUUAAUGAUGUUCUCAACCGGGUUCUGAACUGUGUGACUGCAGCCAAGCAGGUUCAGUUCUCUGAGGCAGUUCUAACUGCUGCAAACGAGUGUCUGGGUGUCUUGCUGGCCAGCAUGGAGCCCUGCGGUAAACUGAUGGAGACAGUCCUGGCCUAUGGCCUGGACCAGCUGGGCAACUGCCGGGCUUGUGGUUCUGACUACAACCUGGCAGUGCUCAGCCUUCUCAUUCUGAUUGUGGAACAAAUCAACACAAAGCUACCUGCCUCCUUUGUGGAAAAACUUUUGGCACCAGACUCUCAGCUGCUGGAAUUGCGCUUCCAUCGAGAGAAAGAGGUGACGUCAGCUGUACAUGGAGUGUAUCGAGCACUCCUGAGUCUGAAAAACAUUCCAACACUUGAGGCAGCUUAUAAAAUGGUAUUGGGUGAGAUGACAUGUGCCCUGGUGAGCAUUCUGGCUACCUUGGAGCCAACUUGUGGGGCCCUGCCACUCAGUAGCCCCUGCCUCAACAUCCAGCACCCGGCUUUCACUUCAGUCACCGUCACUCCAGAGAAAGCACAGAUUAUCCUCAUUUUCAACCUCAGCACUCUCACCACCAUUGGAAACACCAAGAACUCUCUCAUUGGCAUGUGGGCAUUGUCUCCUACGGUCUUUGCCCUGCUCAGUCACAAUCUGCUACUGGUCCACUCAGAGGUGGCCGUCUACUACCCUGCCAUCCAGUAUGCUGUGCUUUACACCCUCUACUCCCACUGCACAAGACAUGACCAUUUCAUCUCAUCCAGUUUGUCUUCAUCGUCUCCUUCCCUGUUUGAUGGUGCAGUCAUCAGCACUGUCACAACAGCCACCAAGAAGCAUUUUAGCACUCUACUCAGUCUUCUGGGGAAUCUGCUAGGGAAGGAGCAUCUCUACGCUGAAGCCAGGAGGCUGCUGCUGACGUGGGCUCAAGAAAUCUCACUGCUGAUGAAAAAAUCGGACACCUACAGUCCUCUUUUCUCCUUGCCCUCGUUCACCAAAUUCUGCAGGGGCCUGCUAUCUAACGCUCUGAAUGAAGACCAGGGUAUAUGCCUUCAAACCUGCAACAGCUUACUCACCCUCUCUUCGUCAUUAUCCUCGGAGAUUCUGCAGAGAUGUGUGGAUGUGUGCAGAGUGCAGCUGGUCCACUCAGCAGUGAAAGUGAGGCAGGCGUACAGCAAGCUGCUUAGGACAAUUCCCCUGGAUGUUUCUCUAAGUAACCACAGCCAUCCAGAGAUCACCCAGAUCUCAAUGGCCAUCCGCCACCACAUGAGCCGAGCACCAAGCAGCACCUUUCACCCCCAAGACUUCAGUGACCUCAUCAGCUUCAUCUUGUACGGCACCCUGCACCGUGGAGGCAAGGAUCCAUGGCUGGAGCGUCUUUACUACAGCUGCCAGCGCUUAGAGAAACGGGAUGGCCGAAGCGGUGGCGACGGUGUGCGUCCCGGAGUCGUGCCAAGGGCUCUGUUAAAAACUGAAGUGGUGCUGUGGCAGUGGGCUGUGUGGGAAGCUGCACAGUUCACUGUACUGUCCAAACUCAGAACUCCACUGGGCCGUGCUCAGGACACCUUCCAGACCAUUGAAGGUAUGAUUCGCAGUCUGGCUGCCCACAGCCUGAACCCGGAGCAGGAUGAUGGCGCAUGGACUGGUGGUGGAAGUGACGGGGAUGGUAACCACUCGAAUCAACUCCGUAUCGCUCUGCUGCUUCAGUACCUAGAGAACCUGGAGAAGCUCAUGUACAACGCAUAUGAAGGCUGUGCUAAUGCUCUCACUGCACCACCAAAGGGCAUCAGGACAUUCUUCUACACCAACCGUCAGACAUGCCAAGACUGGCUGACAAGGAUCCGUCUGGCUCUGAUGAGAGUUGGUCUUCUGUCUGGCCAGCCGGCAGUGACCAUUCGUCACGGCUUUGAUCUUCUUGCUGAGAUUAAGAACAGCAGCACCCAGGGUCCAGAAUUAGAGGUCCCCCUGACAUUAUUGGCAGAAGCUCUCUGUGAGCUGCGUUGUCCUGAUGCCAUCCAAGGACUCGCUGUCUGGAGCCUUUCCAACACUGGCAAGAGUCUUAGCUGGUUGUCUUCAGUUGCCUUGCAAGCAGAGGGACGGUUUGAGAAGGCAGCUUUGGACUACCAAGAUCAGCUGUCUGCAGUUUCAGGGAUGGACUGCAGCAUCAAAAGCUCUGACUGUUACAUACUCAAACUCUCCAACAGUACCAGCAGCCCCAAACACACAAGCAAUGGUGACAGCAGGAAGACUGUGCUGCUGAAGGCAGGCGAGUGCUCUCCUGAGGUGGUCAACCUCAUGGCCAACAAAGCGUGCCAGUGCUAUGUGGCACUUUCCGAUUGGCCAUCUGUCAAGGAAUGGCAGACUACAGUUAACAGCCUCAAGCAGAACUCCACCAAUCCAGUCAACAUCAAUCUAAGGACAGAUUUCAACUACAUUCAGGCUCUAAGUCGCUUUGAGGACGGAGAUUUCAUUGAGUGCGGCGCUCAGCUGGAGCUUCUACCCGGAGAGGACUUUAGCUCACUGUCCAGUAGCAAGGACAAGUUAGAUCUGAAAAGGCUUCUGCCGUCUAUGAGUCCAGAUCCUACAGAGCUGCAGAGAGCCAUUGAGGUGCAGCUCCUACGUACUGCUGUAUGUGCCUUGGCGAAGGCCAGCCAGCAACCAGAACAGAGGACCACAGCCAAUCAAGAUACUUUGGUGCGCUGCCUGAAACAAACUGGGCGGAUCGGCCUGGGUCCUCUUCGCCUGUCAACCCUCACUCUUUCUGAUGCAUUGCCCACCCUACCCACUCUGCAGCUCCACUGCACUGCCACAUUGGAAAACACACUCUCAGGACAAGAGGACUGUGUGGUUCCAUUGUACAGUGAAGCGCUGAGAACCUGCAAGCAACAAGAUGUCCAGCCUUUCCUUCAGGCAAUCCGAUACACCAUGUUCCAGAGACAACUUCUCAACAAAGUCAGAGGUUCCUCUCCUUCCACAGACGGUCACCUGAUGGAACUUUGUUUGACAACUGUAAAGUUUGCCCGGAAAAAAGGCAACAUUGCCCUGGCGUCCCGCUUGCUCAGUCAGUGCUGUGAUGGAACCCAAAAGGAGGAGCAGGGCGACGAAAUGAUAACAGCAUUCCGGCGGCUGACAGUGGAGGGCACACUGGGAGAGAAAUGGGGGCCAGAGCUGCAGAUAGAAAAAGCCAAAGUAGUGAGAACUUCAGGCCAGUCCAUUACAGCCAUGGAAAUGCUGAGCAAGGCUGCUCUAUCAUAUUGCUAUGUAGGGAAAAAUGAAGGUGCUGCCUGUCGGUCACUGCUGACUCUCUGCAAAUGGCUUUUGGCUGAUUGGAAGGACAUGGUACCUCAGCUUAAACAGGUUGUGAAGAUGUCUGGGGCUGUCAACUCAUCCAACGCUGUGGGCAACUUGUCACCUUUGUGUCAGAACAUUUCUGCUCUGCUGGAGCUUUCUCUCGUGGAACAAAGCAUUCCUCACAUCACCACUGAGACCUCAGUGCGUGUCGGUGUUGGAGAGCCGGACUUUGUGCUUGGCCAACUCUACCAACUUUCCACCAGCCUGGCCCCAGAGGUGGCCAAGUCCUGGGCAGCCCUGGCCAGCUGGGCUUACCGCUGGGGUAGGAAAGUCGUUGAUAAUGCCAGCCAAGGGGAGGGGUUGCCUCUUCUAUCUGGAGAAAAAAAAGAUAUUGAGGAGCUACUGCCGGCAAAUACAAGUGAAGAAGACAAGGAAACCAUUUUUAGCAUUCUUGGGCAAGCCAUGUGUCGUCCUACAGGCAUACAGGAUGAAGACAUGGCGCUACAGCAGGAAGAUGACGAGGAUGACAUGGUGGAUGUGAUAUGGCGGCAGCUCACUGCGUCAUGCCCAUGGCUGGCAGAAGCAGGCCAACCCGUUGCAGAUGGUCUUAUCCGCGUUUGGAGACGUGUGGUAGACCGAAUAUUUGGUCUCUAUCGGAUCUCUUGCCAGGCCUAUUUCACAUUCUUGAAGCUCAAUGCUGGCCAGAUCCCUAUUGACGAGGACGACCCCAAACUUCUGCUGUCCUGGCAUAACAGCAAGCAGAGCAAUGAUGAUGUGAUCGUCAUGGCAACCCUUCGUCUCCUGCGACUGUUGGUGAAGCAUGCAGGGGAACUGAGGGAGGGACUUGAGCUAGGAUUGGCCUCCACUCCGACAGCACCCUGGAGGGGCAUUACCCCCCAGCUGUUUUCCCGACUCAACCACCCAGAGGCAUAUAUUCGACAGAGCAUAUGUAGCUUGCUCUGCCGUGUAGCCCAGGACUCUCCACAUCUCAUCCUUUACCCUGCCAUUGUGGGCUCACUCUCCCUUGGAGGGGAGGCUCAGAAUUCAGGGAGCAAACUACCAUCAGAUCUGCCCACCUUUUUGGGGAGCAUCCCAGCAGAGGACCUUGGUGGAGAUGGGGAGGAGGAGAGUGAGGAGAAUGAGCAGACAGAGAACAGUGAGAAAGGAGACGCUCCAGAAGAACUAGCAACAUUCUGCUCCAGCCAAGACCAAGCCAUGAUGCAGGAUUGUUACAGCAAGAUUGUGGAAAAGUUGUCUUUAGCAAACCCUACCAUGGUGCUUCAGGUUCAGCAGUUGGUCGGAGAGCUGCGCAGGGUGACGUUACUCUGGGAUGAAUUGUGGCUGGGAGUGUUGCAGCAGCAGCACAUGCAUGUCCUACGAAGGAUCCAACAGCUGGAGGAUGAGGUUAAGCGGGUUCAGAACAAUAACACACUUCGCAGGGAUGAAAAGAUAGCGAUAAUGCGAGAGAAACACUCUGCUUUGAUGCGUCCCAUGGUUUUUGCCCUGGAACAUGUCUGCAGUAUCACUUCGGCCCCAGCAGAGACGCCACAUGAAACCUGGUUCCAGCAAACCUAUGGUGAUGCUAUCAAUUCUGCCCUUGAGCGACUAAGGAACCCCCACAACCCUGCCAACCCUGCCAGCAGCUGGCUCCCCUUCAAACAAAUGAUGUUAAGCCUGCAGCAGCGUGCUCAAAAGCGAGCCAGCUACCUGCUCCAUUUAGAUGAGAUCAGUCCACACUUGGCAUCUAUGACUGCCACUGAGAUGGCCCUGCCUGGCGUGGUGUCCGCAUCGGACACUGUCACUAUACAGAGCAUUGGCAAGUCGAUAACCAUUCUUCCCACCAAGACCAAGCCCAAAAAACUCUUCUUCCAGGGAUCUGAUGGACACAACUACCCAUACCUUUUCAAAGGCCUGGAGGAUUUACAUCUGGACGAGCGCAUUAUGCAGUUCUUGUCAAUUGUAAACACCAUGUUCACCAAGAUCAACCAGCAAGAGCAGCCUCGCUUCCAUGCCCGCCAUUACUCCGUCACACCCCUUGGAACUCGGUCGGGGCUCAUCCAGUGGGUUGAUGGAGCCACGCCCCUCUUUGGCCUUUACAAGCGCUGGCAGCAGAGGGAGGCUGUGCUGCAGGCUCAGAAGGCUCAAGACUCGUUCCAGCAGCAGCCAGUGCCACUUGUACCCCGCCCCAGCGAGCUCUACUACAGCCGCAUCGGUCCCGCCCUGAAAGCAGUGGGGCUCAGUCUGGACGUAACGCGGCGGGACUGGCCGCUCAGUGUCAUGAAGGAGGUGCUGAAAGAAUUGAUGGAUGCUACACCUUCCAACUUACUGGCCAAGGAGUUGUGGUGUUCAUGCACCACACCCAGUGAGUGGUGGAGGGUCACCCAGUCUUACGCCAGAUCUACUGCUGUCAUGUCGAUGGUGGGAUACAUAAUUGGCCUCGGAGACAGACACCUGGACAAUGUGCUUAUUGACAUGACCUCUGGAGAGGUUGUGCACAUUGAUUACAAUGUGUGUUUUGAAAAAGGGAAGAGCCUACGAGUGCCAGAGAAGGUUCCAUUCAGGAUGACACACAAUAUUGAAACUGCACUAGGAGUUACUGGGGUGGAAGGCAUCUUCAGGCUUUCCUGUGAACAGGUUGUUCAGAUGAUGCGUCGAGGCAGAGAGACCCUCCUGACCCUGCUGGAGGCCUUUGUCUAUGAUCCACUGGUGGAUUGGACUGCUGGGGGAGAGGUGGGCUUUGCUGGUGCGGUCUACGGAGGAGGGGGUCAACAGGCGGACAGUAAACAGAGCAAGAGGGAGAUGGAAAGAGAAAUCACACGCUCCCUCUACUCUUCCAGAGUGGCUGAGAUUAAGGUGAACUGGUUUAAGAAUCGCGAUGAAAUGCUGGCGGUCCUGCCAAAAGUGGAAGAGGCUGUGGAAGAGUACUUGGUCCUUCAGGAUCUGCUCUGCGAGGGGGAGAAACUACAAGCAAAGCUUCAAGAAGAGGUGACCUUCCUGGAAGGAGCUGAGAACCACCCAAACCAUCUAAUUCUCACUUUAGAGCAAAGGUACUCUGAACACACCCAGCUACAGUCACGACAGCGUACUGUCCAAGAGGCCAUUCAAAGCAAGCUGGCUGACCUGGAUCAAUGGAUCUCACAGUAUCAGGCAGCGUUUUCCAACUUGGAGACCACUCAGCUUGCUGCUCUCCUGCAGGAUAUCAGCAGCCCCAUAGAUCUCGGUCCUCCUAGCUAUGUGCCAGCUACAGCCUUCCUGCAGAAUGCAGGUCAAGCUCACCUGAUCAGCCAGUGUGAGAGCCUCGAGGCAGAGGUGAGCUCCAUGCUGCAGCAGCGCCGUGGGGCCCUAAGAAUUUGCUUGGAGCAGCUGCACAGCUAUGCCACUGUGGCUUUGCUGUACCCACGAGCCACCCUCUUGCGCCAUCGGGCCCAUCAGUGGAAGGCCUGGUUGGAAGAAAUGCUGAGCGAUAUGACCGUUGAGCACUGCCAGCACAUCUACAGACAAUAUGAGGUGCUGUUUGCCCCCCAGUUGACCGCAUCCUCCUGCCAGUUCCUGUCCGGUGUGGAGCUGACCAUACAGCGCCAAGUGGCAGACACCAACGAGCGUGUGAUGCACCAAGCCGAGCGACUGAAAGCCGAGGGUACAACAGCAGCAGCCUGUGAGGAGCAGCUCAAGGAGAUAGAACACUGCAUCGGGGUCUUCCUUCAUGAAAAUGGAGAGUCAGGCUCACUGAGCUUGGCAGGAAUCAUCACCUCGGCUCUCUGCUCACUCUGCAGGCGGAACCUGGUGAUGGAGAGUGCAGCAGCGAGUGCCGGAGAGCAGCUGGUGGACCUCAUGUCUCGAGAUGGGGCAUGGUUCCUUGAGGAGCUCUGCAGUAUGAUGGGAAAUGUCAGCGCCUUGGCAACACUGCUGCAACGCUGCCCACUCCUGCCUCAUGAUCUGGAGCUCUUGUCACCCUCUGCCACCAUCCAGGCUGUUUACAUGGCCAAUGCUGUGUAUACCUGUUUGCAGGAGCUAAACACCAAUUUCCGUCAGAUUAUCUUUCCUGAGGCUCUGCGCUGUGUAGUAAAAGGGGAGCCCACCCUGGAGUCCAUGUUGGCCGAGUUGGAGCAGCUGGUGGAGCAGAGCUCUGAUGGUCUAGGCUUGCAAGGCUUGGUAGACAGUCUGCUAUCCACCACGGGCCUAGACCAGGAUGGGCACAAACAAUGUCUGGACAUCACAAGGAUGUUGCGUGCCCAGUACUCAGAGCUGAUCCAGCCACGAAGUUUGGAUGGGACAGCCCAGGACUCACCAAAGAUGUCUGCAGGUCAAAUGCUACUGGUUGCCUUUGAUGGAAUGUUUACUCAGUUAGAGACUGCCUUUGGACAGCUCACUGAAAAGCUGAGUUGUUUGGAAGUGCCACCAGCCUGGAGAAAGGUGGAUGUUCUGAGGGAAACGCGCACUGCACAGCUCCACUUCUUUGACAGUAUCGCUCAGCGGGAACUGAUGGAAGAAGUUUUUUUCCUGAAGAGACUGCAGACCAUCAGAGAUUUCUUUAAAAUGUGUGCUUCAUUUGCGCAAACUCUGUCAGGGCCCCCUGCUGAUGAACUUUUACCCUCAAAUGGACCAGUUGGUUUGGGGAAAUCGUUGUACCGGCAAACGAAUGCUACUAGCUCCGGUGGGGCAGUAGUCAGCGAGGAACAAAUGACCCGUCCAAUCAAGGCCUUCACAGCUGAAUUUGUUAGGCAGAUGCUCUUGGGUCUACCGAGCCAGGCUCUUGGGCUGGCUCUUUGCAGCACCCUGUCUGCUAUCGGGUUGGAUAUCGUUGCCCAAGUUGAGGCAAAAGAUUUUGGCGCAGAGAGCAAGGUCUCUCUGGAUGAGCUUUGUAAGAAAGGAGCUGAGCAGAGUCUGGCAUCGGGCCGGGUCUCCCAACUGCUGCUGAACAGAGCCACAGUGCUGGCCGCCUCUUACGACACAGCCUGGAAGAAGUUGGACCUGCUGCGAAGGUUGGAUGGCAACCUGGAUGCCGCCAAGGCCAGCUUGCAGAGGCUUCAGCUGCACAUGGCCAUGUUUCAGUGGCAGCAUGAAGAUGUCCUUGGUCCCAAUAAUCAGGCUCUGAGUGUCAACAUUCCUCCUCGCGCUGUCAUUCUCAGCAACAUGAAGAAGAAGCUGUACAAAUUGAGUCAGGAUGAGGGAGCCAUUGUGGCGAUUCAGGAGAAGCUAGCCUCACUGGAGGCGAGCAUCGAGCAGCGUCUUAAGUGGGCAGGCGGGGCAAAUCCAACCCUGGCCCCUGUUCUUCAGGACUUUGAGAUGACUAUCAGGGAGAGGCGAGCCAUGGUGGCCAGAGAAAACCAGCGUGCAAGUCAGGUCACCUUCUUGUGUUCCACCAUCCUGAACUUCGAAGGCCUUCGCACUCGAUCACCUGAGGCUCUUAGCAUGGACUCAGCAUUGUUUGAGCUGUUGAAACGCUGCCAGCAGACGUGUUCUUUCGCUGCACAGUUUAGUAGCACUGUGUCUCAGUUGGAGCUGGAACUUUUGCACAGACUGAGUCCAGUGCUGGACUUCCCUAUCGGCAGCCCCGAUUGGCUGAGCUAUGCUCAGAGACAGCUCGAGGAGGAGCUGAGUGCGGAGCAAAGGACGCAGGAGGAGCGAGAGCAGCAACUGGAGUCCAGUGCUGAAAACAUACAACUCCUCGUUGACUCCAUUAAGACCAUUUUGUCAGCCCACAACCGCCAACUUGCUGACGUCAAACACUUGCUCAAAGCCAUGGCUAAGGACGAGGAGGCAGCGUUGGCCGACGGCGAAGAAGUGGCCUACGAGGGCAGCGUGCGUUACUUCCUGAUGGAGUAUAAGGCGUGGCAGGACAACAUCCAGGUUGUUUUGUUCACAGUCAUUCAGGCUAGUGGUCAGCCGCGCAAUCAGGAGCAGUUGGAAUUGCUGGAAGAGAUCCCCGCCACUGUGAAAGAGCUCCAGUCCCAGAGCCAGAGUGUGUAUAACGGCCUGGUGGGUUUCGCAUCCCCACUGGUGACCGAAAGAGAGAAUGACUGUGCAAGCCCCAUAACAGUCGCACAGACGAGCUUUGCAGCAGCUGUUAGAUGCAGUGGCGUGAAGACUCAGCCAGAGUCCAUGUCCCAGAAUGCACGGAAGGCCUUGCCACGUAACCUGGGAACCCCCACGGACACCCCGCCCAGCACACUGAUGAACAGCAAAGGCCUCAACCCCAGUCCGAAGAGGGCUGUACGAGACCCCAAAACCGGAAAAGCGGUCCAGGAGAGAAACUCGUAUGCUGUCAGUGUGUGGAAGAGAGUGAAAGCCAAGCUGGAGGGCAGAGACAUCGAUCCAAACCGCAGGAUGAGUGUCACUGAGCAGGUGGACUUUAUCAUCAAGGAGGCCACAAACAUGGACAACCUGGCCCAGCUGUACGAGGGCUGGACCGCCUGGGUUUGAACGCGGCACCCGCCUCAUGUCUUUGGUGAAGGCUUGGAGAUCCACUAGAGUCCAGCAGGUCUGGGGUGUCGGAACAGCAGCACCAGGCCACACUGCGAGGAGGAAACGGAAAGCGGAAGCUUAGCCCGCCCUCCCACCUUCCUGGGCACCCAUACUGGGGUUCGACCCCGCAGCACCGCUGCCACCAUACUCCCUGCAACCACCGGCGGUCGGGCCAACGCAACGCUUAGCGGGUCUGCCGCCCCACAUCCUUUUCUGGGGCUCGACUAGGCCAAGCUGCCGCAUCGGGGGAGGGGCGGGACGAAGGGCAAACGCCCCCCCGCCCCCACCCCCCACUUGCGCGGCCCGCUAUCAAGUUGUACCCUAAACAUCACUGUGUCCCGUUGAGCCAGUCCAAUGCCCCCCCUAACCCCCGGAGUUCAGGAAGAAGCAGGAAGCGUGUGUUUGGUUCCCUCUGAAGCGCACCGCCUACGUGUGCCACUUCACGAGGCUCGCCCCGUGUCCUCUUCUCUUGAAACUCUGCCUCAACGGCUUUGUGAUACCGACGGCUCACGGGCCAGUUUGGGCCGGAACGCAAAGAAAGAAGGUUCCUCAGAAUUCUUCUGAAGACUGAAACGCAAGAGGACAACGAUGAUCAAAACUGUUCUCCGAUUGAUUCCAACGGUCAUUAGACCCAAUAAAAUGUUAUUCCGUGUGCUCGUCGGCUUGUUUCUGGGCUUUUGAAGCACCGAGUUGCCUAACUUUGUCGGCCGAGAUGAGACAUGAAAUGAUUCUUUAUCCGAUCUUUACUCUCCUGUGUGCAUCUUUGUGCUUUGUAGCUCCUUCCUUACAAGUAACUCCAUGUUUUGUUUACCUUUUGACUUUCCUGCUAGAAGCUUUCCUCGUAACUCCUCAGCUCUGAUGCUGCUUUUAUUCAUCUUGACUUUCUAGUUUUACAUUUUUAGUGGGAGACGCGAUGAUUUUUUGGUGAUGGGGAAAUUAUUUCUUAAAGCUUUUACUCAAUUUCUUUGACGCUAAAUAAACUUUGAC